Miscanthus lutarioriparius is the source of this 1680-nucleotide messenger RNA. NCBI's taxonomy places the organism in Eukaryota, Viridiplantae, Streptophyta, Magnoliopsida, Poales, Poaceae. The record is from the annotation of a GenBank genome assembly.
AUGCCUAUUAGUUGCACUAGGACUGCCACUAAUGGUGGUGGCGAAGAUGGUGAUCACAGCCUCGACGAUUAUGAUGGUGAUGACGAUUUUGCUGUUGCUCCUGGUGAUUAUGAUUAUGGCCAUGGUGCUGCUGAUGAUGGCGCCUCAGCUACCGUGGCGCCUACUCCCCCUCGUCCCCGAGGAGCCCCGCCUCUCCCGACGAUCGACGAGAGCCCCGAGGAGGAACCGACGCCUCCUCCGACAUCUCCGCGGACGACCGGGGCGCUAUACCCGGCGCUGGGAGAGACGCUGACGCCGACGGUCGGUGCGCCCGUGGCGACUUCGCUUUCCCUUGCGCCUCCCGGGCAGUCGCAAUCUCAGCAAGCGCAGGAGGCGGCAGCGGCGACGAGGAUGUUGGAGCAGCGGCGUCACGAGGAAGAGCGCGCGGCAUUUGCGGAGUAUCAGUGGCCGGCGCCGACGGUCGGUGCGUCCGUGGAGACUUGGCUUGCCCUCGCUCCUCCCGCGCAGUCGCAAUCUCAGCAAGCGCAGGAGGCGGCAGCGGCAGCGGCGGAGAGGAUGUUGGAGCAGCGGUGGAAUGAGGAAGAGCACGCGUCGUUUGCGGAGUAUCAGCGGCAACGCCAGCAGGCAUUGGCCGCGGAGGCGGGAUUGCAGCAAGCCUUAGCGUCGCAGCAGCUGAUGCUGUACACGGUGGACGGGCGUGCCGCCAGCUACGAGACCAAGUGGGACGAGCUUCACCCGGUCUCCCAGGGUCUGCUGCUUCAAAUCGAGGACAGAAUUAGGGAGCAUAGGGAUGAUAGUGAGCAGUUGGAUCAAUGCAGACGCUUUGAUGACCUAUCACUGUGCAACAUGAGUUUUGAACUCGAUGCUAAUCAGAUUACUCAGGAGGCUGCAUCUAUCUCUACCAUCAUGAAUAGAGAUAAGAAUUCCAUUGAUAGCUUAAUGACUGUUAUCCAAGAAAUUAUGUGGAACACAGAAUUUGCUAUAUGUUCAUAUGCAAAGUUGAGGCCAAGUAGUGCUACCAGGCGGCCUUCUCCUUUUGUGCAACAAACAGUUGCCAGGUUUGAGGAUGAUCUUGGUGAAUGCUGCAAAUGGAUUCUAGAACUAGAGCAACUUGUCCAAAUGAAGGAUGGCAAGACCUUUGCAGAAUCUUUGGAAUCUCUGUCAAAUGUUAUGUCUAAUGUCCAUGACUAUCUAAUCCAUGUGGCGUCUAAGGUGGAACAUUUUCAUCAGUAUGUUGAAACAAUGGAAACUCAGUAUCUGAAUUAUCGACGGCGCAGGGGUGAUUUGAGUAAUCCUUUUCUCAAGGCAAAUAGAAGAGAGGCAGCUAAACAAGAAGCGACUGACAGAAUAAUCCAUCCGAUGUUGCAUCUAACACCUCCAGGCCAGCCAACAAGGCUGGUCGCUGCGCCAAUGAUAGCAAGCCAACUACAGCAAACUCCAUUCCCUACUGUAGCAACUUCUCCAACCUCUUAUCCAACUGUUCCACUGCCUUCUGUUUUGCCUCCAUCCAGCACACAAACAAGUCCUGCUCCAUCAAUCAACCCUUUCAGUUCAUCCGGGCCUGUGUUGCAAUCCAUGCCGGCAGCAUCUUUGUUCGGGACUGGUAUCCCAUCUUCUGCUACUUCACUUUUCCCAGUACCAUCUGGAGGUAUACGUCACAUGCUAUACGCAAGUGGAUAG